AUGAGCAACUAAUAAACAAUUCAAAAUAAGCAGAAAGAGUCUUACAAUGCAAGCGUUUUAAAUGAUAAAAACCAAGCAUCUAAAAUUUAGCAAUAGUUUAGAGAAAGCUUUAUUAGACACAGUGGAUGGAUUAACGUUCUUGAUAAGUAUAUCAAUUAUUCUACUGGGCAUGUCUCAAGUGAAGUGCCUAUUGAUAUAUAUUAAUUUUAGCAAGAAAUUGCUCGGAAAUUCAAUAACUUUUUGAUAAGCAAAGAAGAUGUUUUCACAUACUUUUUAAGUAUUAAGAAUUAAGUGAUAGGACUUAGGGAUUAGGAUCAUAUUAGAUAAACUUUACAGGAUUUUGUUAGAGAAUUAUGCAAUCCGGCUUACUAUCGUGAAUGUGUUGAUUGCUAAUUCUUCUAGUAGAAGUGUGAAAGAAUGAGGAAGAUUAUAGAAAAUAAUUUUGAAGAAAAUUUAUUUAAACAGCUCUUGGACUUCCUUUCUGAAAAAAGAAAACAGUUUACUGAGCAACCUUCAUAUUUGAAAUCCUAGAUUCUUAAUGAAAUUGUCGGGUAGGCUUCUUCGAUGAGAAAAAAACAGGAAAAAAAAACAUCUGAAUAAAAUGGAUUGAAAAAAUUUGUUAAAGACUGCUAAAUGUUUGUUGUCAUCGAAGACAAUGAAGGUAAUUUGAUACCUGCAUCUUCAUAGAAAAAGAAUAAAGUAGUGAUAUCUAACGAAAAGAAUAAGGUUAGUCUGGUAAAUGAACUGAUUUAAAAGUUGUCUCAAUAUGAAUAACUAAAGCUUUAAGAAGUGCCUUAGCCUUCUAAGGAUGGAAUAAGCAAUUUUUAGUUUGAAUUAAAAGGCAAUGACUUAAGUAUAAAAGGAGAAGUAAAGCAAUAAAAACAAAAAGCUAAAGAAAGCUGCUGUGAAAAUGUGAUUAAUUUUAUCAUCAAAUCUCUUUAAAAUAAUGCUGAAAGCCUUUCAGAAAAAUCUUCAAUUGUAGAAAAUGAAUCAAAUUACCAAGAUUAUCUUCUGUUUGAUGCAGAAGACCUUAAUGUUGCAGAAAUAAACUUUGAUGCACUCAAUAAUGAGUAAAUGGAAGAAAUAGAUAAUACUGCCGAUGAUAAUUUAUUGUUCUAAUCAAAUGACAGGUUGAAUAAUUAAAAUGACCAAGAAGAGAUCGAUCACGCUAAGAAAUAGUAAGCCACUUCAAAUUAGUAAUAGAUAGAAUAAAAAAACCAAAAAAGCAGCAAUUAUGUUUAAAAUAAAGAGAAUCCUAAUGAAUAUGAUAAAAUAGUAGAGAAACUUUACUAAACUUUAGAUGACCUAGAUGCUCUUGCUAAAGUUGAGUUGCAUCCAUAUAAAAUUUUAAAGAAGUUAACUGAAGGUAAAAACAAAUCUGAGUCCUACAAAAAACUGAAUGGUUGGCUGAUGGAAAUAAUAUAGAGUGCUGUUAAAUUAUAUGACUAUGAAGAUUUUAAGUAGAGCCCUUGUGUAAUUGUAUAGGAAAAUAGCAAGGCAUUCUUUCUAAAAACUUUAAUUAUGAAGAAAAAAGUAAAAAGUCAAAAUUUAAUUGGUCAUACUAGAUGCAUUAAUGAGGAGCAUUCAUUUAUAUUCUCUGCUCUAGAGCUUAUCUACAAGUUCGCUUUCAAACACUAAAGCCACAAAGGGGAAAUAACUUGUCUUGAAUAAGUUAUUGAAGGCUUAAUUUUGGAAGCAGUGUAUUUGAGCGAGGAAUAUGAAAGAUAAAAAAAAGAAAGUUAAACAGAAAAAUCUCUCUUUACAGAUAAAAUGUAUCCAAACAAAAAUAAGUAGCAAAUUAAUAAAUCUUCAAACGACUCUAAAUCAUAAUUUGUUAAUUCAAAGUAAUCCUAAUUAAAAGAACAAUUUAAAUUAGUUUUAUGA
Messenger RNA from Tetrahymena thermophila SB210, 1884 nucleotides. RefSeq lists its product as hypothetical. The record is from RefSeq and is a predicted model, not a curated record. The transcript has 2 exons. NCBI's taxonomy places the organism in Eukaryota, Ciliophora, Oligohymenophorea, Hymenostomatida, Tetrahymenidae.